This is a messenger RNA of Paramecium sonneborni, 887 nucleotides long. NCBI's taxonomy places the organism in Eukaryota, Ciliophora, Oligohymenophorea, Peniculida, Parameciidae. The record is from the annotation of a GenBank genome assembly.
AAGAUUAAAGAGCUGUAGCUGCAUUCUUAAAUGCUAUGAAAUAAAAUCCUAAUGAAUUAGAUACUUUAAGUGCUCUUGGUAUAUCUUGCACAAAUAUUCUUGAUGAAGUUAAGGCUAUGUCCUUUUUAAAAUAAUGGUUAAUAAGAAAUCCAAAUUAUAAGAUUGCUGUAGAUGAUAGCAUUGUACCUGAUAAUACAAAUAUUUAUGAUUAUACUAUAGACUAAAUUAAAUGCAUGAAUGCAAGAAUGAUAUAAGUUUUCGAAGCUGCACAUUAAUAAGGACCUAAUGAUGUUGAAUUAUUAAAUGGAUUAGCUGUACUUUAUUUUAUUGAAAGAAAUUAUCAAAAAUCUGUAGAAAUCUUUAAGAAAGCACUUUAAAUUGAACCUAAAAAUUAUUAGAUUUGGAAUAAAUUAGGUGCUACUCUUGCUCAUCUUGGUGAAGCUGAUUAAGCAAUGUUUUGUUAUCAUAGAGCUUUAGAUCUUAGACCUAAUUAUGUUAGAGUAUGGGUCAAUUUAGCAUUUGCAUAUUCUUAUAAAGGAGAAUAUUUAGAUGCUGCUAGAUUAUAUCUAAGUGCUCUUAUGAUUAAUCCAUAAGCUAAACAUAUUUGGGGUUAUUUAUAAACAGCAUUUUUAUAAUUACGUAUCUAUUAUAUUUAUUUAAACAGAAAGACCUGAUUUAAUAUCAAAGAUUUAACAUUAUGAUCCUAUGUUAUUUAAAGAUGAAUUUAAUGUAACUAAUCCUAAUGAUUUACCAGAACCUGAAAUAUUAUGUAAUUUCUUUAACUUAUAAUUUUAUAGAUAGAGAGGCCAAUAAUUUAUAUAUAUUUAAAAUGCCAGAAGAAGAAUGGAUAUAAACAACUUAAAAAAAACCAUGAGAUUAACCAUCCU